Iphiclides podalirius (scarce swallowtail) is the source of this 1911-nucleotide messenger RNA. The record is from the annotation of a GenBank genome assembly. NCBI's taxonomy places the organism in Eukaryota, Metazoa, Arthropoda, Insecta, Lepidoptera, Papilionidae.
AUGACAAAACCGCGCACACGUCGUCAGUCUCGUCGACAUUCCGCCUAUUUCGACCCGGCAGAGGACGAUUCUUCCCCGCCGCCGACUGCAACGGGAAACAUUUCCAUCAACGAUAUGGCUGCAAUGAUGUCCACGUGGCAACGCAACCAAGAGGAAACAUUUGAGAAACUUCUGCACACAGUUCUCAAUCACUCGCAGCGGUCAUCGCCCCCGCCCGCUCAACCUGCACAUGGAAACUUCGCCGCGUGCAAGGCUCGCUACAGCGGAGCGCCGGACGAAUCACUUGACGGAUUUAUAGACGCCGUAGAGGCCUACAAAGAAUGUGCAAAUGUAAGCGAAACUAAUGCACUACGUGGGCUGUCAAUGUUGUUAACUCAUGAAGCCGCGACAUGGUGGCAAGGAGUUAAGUCCACCAUGAACAAGUGGGACCACGCCCUCACAUCCCUAAGAGGUGCGUUUGGUGAUAGCCGACCUCCACAUCGAAUAUACAAGGAGCUAUUCGCCAACCCACAACAAGCUAGUGAGAAAACAGAACUCUUCAUCUCUAAAACUCGAGCGCUACUAUCACGCCUGCCAAAGGACGAUCUGACAACCAAAGUACAGAUGGACAUGGUGUAUGGACUACUACAUAGUAAAAUACGCGAGCGUUUGAGAAGAGAGGAGAUUGAUACAUUCGACAAACUCCUCAGAAAGUCUAGAGAGAUAGAAGAAUCUUACGACGUGAGUCUAUCAACUAGUGGCCUUCAGAACAAACUGCGCCAGCGCCAGUUUCCGCCACCUUCUCGUCACGCCGCAAGCAUCGCCGCCGCCCAGAAGUCAACGACCGCGCCGCCACUACCACCGCAGAGCGCCCCCAAGGCGCCUGCGCCCGCCGCUGAGUCCAGCGCCCACGGCACCUACCGCCGUUCUCCUCGCUGCUCCGUGGUGUCGCCCUCACCGUCGUUUCUACAACCGCAUGGGUCUUCUACUCCGUUCGCAAACGCCAGACGUCGAUAUUGUUUCUAUUGCAAAAACUAUGGACAUACACGUGAUGAGUGUCGUAGGUUAACAGCUAAAGGCAAACAGGACAUUGAUAACACCGCCGACCCCGUCCCGUCAUGUUACGGAUGCAACGAGAGAGGUGUCACUCGAUCACAGUGUGCUAAAUGCAAUUCGGACUUCUCUGCGUGUGAACACGACCGUCCGAUAGGCGCGCUGAUGGGAAAUUACGGUACAUGGUACUCUACCACUGUUAUUAAAUCAUUUUGUGAUAAGGAUGAGUCCCAGGCGAGUUCCACUUCAUCUUAUAACAGUGUGUCACAUAAAGGUUUCCCCUCGAGCAUGUUAUCACUCCCCGAGUCCAGCUUUGAUCCAUUGAACCAUAAGUCGUUAUUGAUUUCCUACGUGAGGAAGAAAGAAGGAGUUAUGCUGCAUCCUGAAGAGAGACUGCUGUUGUCCGACCUCCUAAAACAGAACAAAGACCUGUUCGAACAAGGGGGAGGGCCAACUCCCUACGCAGAGCAUCACAUCGACACCGGCGAUAAUGCUCCUAUUGCCGUUCCACCGUAUAGGCUCACUCCAGCAAAAAAAGAGAUAAUGAAGGCAGAGUUGGAGAAAAUGUUAGCAGACGACGUGAUUGAAGAGUGUAAAUAUCACAGUUCGGACCUGACCCCCUUUACUCAAAAGUCGGAUAACAAGCAGACCACACCCGUUAUUCCAAAGAAAGGUAGGGGUAGGCCGCGUAUUAAACAGUCAGGUACCAAGUUGGGCCCGGGACGUGUUACCAACUUGGAGGGGGAGCCUAUAACGCAACGGAACUCUUUGGAACGCGCACUUGAAUCCCGUCAACGCGUCUCACGCGACGCGCCUCAAUCGAAUGUAAUUGGUCCACGACCGCGCCGUCAUCGCAAGCUCCCACCGCGCCUGCGCGAC